AUGUCGGUGCUGAGAGAUCAUUAUUAUAAGUUAGCUUCGGAACUUCCAAAAGAAAGAAUUGAAGCAGCCACCGCGUUGGUUUCGGAACUCACCAAAGCUGAUAAGAAAGAAGAAUGGGAUUAUGCUUUGAAUAGAUUGAUUAAAGGUUUAACUACCACUAGGCAAAGUGCCAGGUUUGGAUUUUCCAUGGCUUUGACUGAAGUUGUUCGAGAAUUAGUUUACAAAAAAGAUUCUGGCUUGACUUUAAGUUCAUACUUAGACCAAGUUCUUAAAGCAAGUGAAACCAAAGCUUCAAUGAAAGGUAAAGAAGAAAGGGCUGUUUUAUUUGGUCGUUUAUUUGGUUUGCAAGUAUUGGUUAAUUCUCAAUUACUUUUUGAUGACUCUGUGUCAAGUGACAUUUUACUUAAAGAUUUUGUGAAUGCCCUUAUUGACUUAUCAGGAUCUAAAUCAUGGUUAAGGGAAACUGCUAUAUUUACUUUAUGUCAAUUUAUACAAUUGUAUUUGAAAACAACAACUGAUAGUUAUGAUUUAUUAAAACAAAUUUUACAAAGAAUAAACGAUAUCGGAAUCAAUUUUACUACAGAAGGUAUUGCAGUUUACUUGUCCAUACCUAAAGAUAUUAGAGGUGAACUAGCUAAUAGAAUACAAAAUCCAAAGUCAAAUUGGAAAAACGGAGAUCCUUUUUCAAAAGGGAAUUUACCAUUAUUAGCCAAAGCAUUAAAGGAAGUUGAUAUUCCUACUGAUCCAGAAGAAAAUGAAGAUGGCUCCAAAAAAAAUAAGAAACAAAAAGGAAAUUGGCAGCCAAGAAUACCAUUUGUCUGGGACCUUAUAGUUGCAAACUUCGUUAAAGCAGAUGAAGUAUCUGACGAGUCCGAAGAAAUAGAAUCACUGAAAAAACGUAAGAAAUCAUCAAAAUCACACUCCAAGAAGCAAAAAUUAGAUAUUACUGAAGUAGUCUCCCUAAAAGAAUUUUGGAAAGUUGUCAUUGAUGAAUCAUUGUUUUCUGAUAAAUCAUCUCAUGAACGUAAGUUUUGGGGUUUUGAAAUUUUUGCUAAAUUUGUAUCUGCCCUUCAAUCUUCUCAAGUUCAAUAUUUAUUCACACCUAACUUUAUGCGUUGUUUGAUUAACCAGUCUGCUCAAUCAAACCGUUUAUUAAAUAAAAUUUCUACUAAAACCUUGAAUAUAUUAUUGGAUGUGGCCAAAAAAGAUUAUACAAAAGCCCCUGAAAUCUUGAGCAGAUUGGUCGAUGAAAGUCUGGGAGGUUGUUGGAAUUUUGAUCUUAUUACUAAAUCUAAAAUAACUGAUACUUUAGUCACUAUACUUGGAUUUGUGGAUAAUGAUAAGGUCAAUGAUUCAGAAGUUGAGCAUGUUCUUAUUUCCAUCAAAAAACUUCUAUUAGAUAAAUUUGAAAAAGCAGUUGAAUCUCAAGAAGGAGACGAGGAAAGUAUGAAAAAGCCAAAUGAUAAUGUUCAAAAAUGGGUCUUAGAUAAACUUCUUGGUUUAUUCAAGAAUUCUAAAAAAUUCGAAAUGUUGGAUUCUAAGUGGUUAGAUGACAUAUUCAAAUUCUUGAUUCGUAAUUCAUUCUUCAAAAGCUCUCAUCAAAAGAACAUUUCAGGUAAUAUCAGAAAGCUUUCUCAGGAUCGAUUGAAUUCAUUUUUAUCGGACACUUUAUCCAGCACCAAGUCUAAAUCAUAUACUUCCUUCUGCAUAAAAUACAUUAAUAAGUUGGAGAAAUCUGAUGAGUAUCAACUCAGUUUAGAGUUUGAUGACGAAUUAAUUAAUGUUAAAUCAGAAUGUCAUGAAUUAUUGUCAAGUAUUAAAGAAUUGAAUAAAAUGACCAAACUUGAAUCCAGAAAAGACCAACUCAAAUGUUUUGAAUUAUUAUUCUCAAUGGUUUUAAUUCAAUUAUAUAUGGGAGAUGAUGAGACUGUUACCGUUUUAGGAGAAUUGAGAGGCUGCUAUGAAAGUGUUUUUGUUGAAAGCCUGGAAAAUAUUGAUGUUGACCCUGCUAUAGUUCUUACCGAAGUUAUUUUAUCUUUUGUUUCUCGUAAGUCACUCUUAUUAAAGAAAUUGUCUUUAAUUGUUUGGGAGACUUUCUUAUGUUCAAAGAAUGACGACGGUACUGAAAAAUUAAAUGAAGAAUGUUUAAAGCUUUUAUUCGAUGUCUUGGUGACCAAAGAAAACAAAGAAGGUCAACAAAAACUCUUUGAAGGAGAAGAUGAAUUCAAAGAAGAUGAUGAAGACGAUGAAGAUGAAGACGAUGAAGAUGAAGACGAUGAAGACGAAGACAAGGAUGAAAGUGAAAGUCACGACAGUGAUGACGAGGAUCAAGGAAGCGAAGAAGACAAUGACGAGACCAACGGAGAAAGCAAGCAAUCAGAGGUCGAUCAACAGACUCAAUUGAAGUUAGCUCAAGCAUUGGGUAUUCCAACUGAAUCCAGCGGAGAAGUUAAGUUUGAUGAUAUUGACUCUUUUGGGGAUGAUGAUGGCUCCUCAUAUGAAUCCGAUUCAAUGGAUGAUGAGCAAAUGAUGGCCAUGGAUGAUCAAUUGGCCAAAAUCUUCAAAGAUAGACGUGAAGCAAUGUCUAACAUCAGUUCUGGAAACAAGAGAAAGCAAGAAGUCAUGGAAGCUAAAGAACAAAUGAUUUUCUUCAAAAAUAGAAUUUUAGAUUUACUAGAGUCAUUUAGCAAAAUCAAUUCUGAAUCUUACUUGAACUUAUCAAUGAUCAAACCAAUUGUUAUAUUAAUUGAUUUAACUCUUGAUAAAAACUUGGGUGUUAAAGCACAUAAACUUUUGAAGACCCGUCUUAGCAAAACUAAGUUAUCAAAAGAUGCUUUCAAAAUCAGCUUCGAUACCGAAGCAAAACAAACCCAUUACAAAGAGUCAUUACUACAAUCAAUUGAGUUCUUCCAAUCCAGAGCUGCUGAGAAGAAUUCUAAUCUGGCCCAUUCUUUGGCUUGCAGCCAAGCCUGUAUCACCUUCAGUAAGAACUUGGUCAAUUUAGACCCAGAUUAUUUGAACAAAGUGAUUGACUCCUACUCUCAAUCUCUCAAGAACUGGGCAUCCAAUCCAAGAAACAAGAUACAAGCUUCCCUUUUCUUUGACUUUGUAAAUUGGUUAAACUCUAAGAGAACUGAUAGAUCUGAAUAA
Molecule: messenger RNA, 3150 nt
Organism: Hyphopichia burtonii NRRL Y-1933
Lineage: Eukaryota; Fungi; Ascomycota; Pichiomycetes; Serinales; Debaryomycetaceae
Gene: POL5
Product: DNA-directed DNA polymerase
Exons: 1
Coding region: 1-3150 (1049 amino acids)
Biological process (GO): regulation of DNA-templated transcription
Cellular component (GO): nucleolus
Molecular function (GO): transcription factor binding; rDNA binding
Source: RefSeq, a predicted model, not a curated record